AAUAGGCGUGUAAAGUUUUGAGUGGAUGAAUUGAAGUGGAUAUAAGUUAACUCCAACUAAAAUGUGGCACGUAUACGUCAUUGUUAAAAAGAUGCCAAAACUCAAUAAAUAGGCAUCCACUUGAAAGGUUCUGCAGACAAUUGAAUUAACACCAAACAAGAGAUAUAUCUUUUUUCUAUCUUCGAACAACCUUAGUUACAUACAUAUUGAUGAAAAAUACAUAAAAUUAGUUCCAAGCUCUCUGCACACUAUUUUUUUUCCUAUUUUCUUCUCAACGUUCGCCGCAUAAAUAAAGGUUUGUAAUUAACUUAACUAACACGACGAUGAAUAUUUUGUUACAACAUAUUGCACCAACAUUUGUUUCUUGCAAACAUCAACCACUUAUUAAUUUCCGGGAUGGUCUAACGAUUGAUCCGUUUAUUCCCCCUCGACGAAAGGACAAGGUGGUGAUAGUUAUGGGUGCAACAGGCACGGGAAAAUCUAGACUUUCCAUUGAUUUAGCGAAACAUUUUUCAGCAGAGGUUGUGAAUAGCGAUAAAAUGCAAAUUUAUGACGGUCUUGAUAUUAUAACAAAUAAGGUUACCGAUAAGGAGACUUGUGGAAUUCAACAUCAUUUGUUAUCAAUUAUUGAUCCUAACGAAGUUUUCACUGCCACGGACUUUUGUCAACGUGCUACAAAAGCUGUGGAUUCUAUCAUAAGUAAGGGUCAACUACCGAUCAUUGCUGGAGGGUCAAAUUCGUAUAUUAAGGCACUAGUGAAUGAUGACAUUGAAUUUAAGUCCAGGUAUGAAUGUUGUUUUCUUUGGAUCGAUGUAAAUUUGAAAAUACUACAAAAGUUUGUGUCAGAAAGAGUCGAUAAGAUGGUGAAAGAAGGGCUUGUAGAGGAAGCAAGGGAAUUUUUCAACCCUGAUGGCGAUUACACAAGUGGAAUUAGACGUGCAAUUGGAAUACCAGAAAUGCACCAAUAUUUCAUAAAUGAAAAUAAUAAGAUGAUUAAUGAAGAUACCAGGGACAAGAUGCUUCAAAUUGCUAUUGAAAAUAUUAAAGUCAAUACAUGCAAAUUGGCUUGUUGCCAACGUCAAAAUAUUCUUAAACUUGAAAGCCAAUUUGAAUGGAAAAUAAAUCGACUUGAUGCCACUGAAGCAUUUGAAAAAAAAGGUAUUGAAUCAAAUCAAGCAUGGCAUAGGAUUGUAUAUGAACAAAGUACUCAAAUUGUUCGUCAUUUUCGCGGUGAAGAACUUCUCAAUAUCCCCUCUCCUCCUCCUCCUCCUUCUUCGUCAACUUCCUUCUUGCCCAAAGUUGCUACUAUGACGCACUAGAAGAAUAUUGCCCACAUAUUGAUAUAUGUUUACUAUAUAUAUCUUCAUAGUGUGACAAUAUUUGCUAAAAUCAAUAACAUCGUCACUACAUACGUUUGAAUCUUUGUUUGUACACCCAACAACAGAUCUUUCAUGAUCAGACAUCUCGUCUGUAUGGAAGAAUGGAACUACUACUCUCUUGGUGGGAAGUGCCUUAGUCCCCUAGCUACAUAAAGUUGAGUGGUGGCAGCUAUAUGCGCGCACUAGGUGCGCGCACGAGCCAAUUUUUGAUACCCUAUGUCAUUGGGUAUUUUUCUUUAUGUGGGGUUUUGUUUAAACUUUUUGAAUGUCUAUGUUGUAUUCUAUGUACCUAAAAUAAACUUUGUACAACAUUUGCCACCACCCCCUUCACACUGAAAAAAAAAGGAGACUUAGUGGCAUUUUGGAUUUUAUAUAUAUUCUGUACUUUGACAUGAGCUGUAUUAUUCUAUAUAUCACUUUAAUGUAAAAUUAAAGUAUUUUGCAUGUAUGUACUAUAUUAUGUAU
This is a messenger RNA of Solanum stenotomum, 1844 nucleotides long. RefSeq names its product adenylate isopentenyltransferase 5, chloroplastic-like. The coding region runs from base 324 to 1319 and encodes 331 amino acids. Gene Ontology annotation, biological process: tRNA modification; cytokinin biosynthetic process. NCBI's taxonomy places the organism in Eukaryota, Viridiplantae, Streptophyta, Magnoliopsida, Solanales, Solanaceae. Gene Ontology annotation, cellular component: mitochondrion. The record is from RefSeq and is a predicted model, not a curated record. The transcript has 2 exons. Gene Ontology annotation, molecular function: tRNA dimethylallyltransferase activity.